This is a messenger RNA of Trichoderma harzianum CBS 226.95, 1833 nucleotides long. RefSeq lists its product as hypothetical. Gene Ontology annotation, molecular function: cation binding; protein serine/threonine phosphatase activity. Gene Ontology annotation, biological process: protein dephosphorylation. The record is from RefSeq and is a predicted model, not a curated record. The transcript is spliced from 2 exons. The coding region runs from base 1 to 1833 and encodes 610 amino acids. NCBI's taxonomy places the organism in Eukaryota, Fungi, Ascomycota, Sordariomycetes, Hypocreales, Hypocreaceae.
AUGUUUGGCGGAGCCUCCAACAACUCGUCGGGGGCCAAGUCUGAAAGCGAUUCCAAGAGCGACGGCAAGUCGCCUUCUCCCGAGGCCAGCCCGACCGCGGCGUCUGCGGUUCCCAUCAAGAACGCAGACCAGGCGGCCAGCGGCGAGAAGCGCAGCGGCAAUGGCAGCCCCCCAACUCGACAGGAUACCGGCGAGAAGAAGCGCAGGAGUAGUGGCGUCAGCAGCAAGGCCAGCAGCCUGCUAGCUUCGGCCAGGAACUCGCUCAACUUCUCCCAGGUUGGCCGCUCGGGAUCCGACGCAGGCGCUCAGACGCCGCUCCAGAAGCUCGGGAAGCAGGACCCAGCUCUCGCCGUGCCCCAGGGCCAGCACAACAACUCGGCCGGAGACUCGGUCCCCGGACCAAAGUCCACCUUCCGUGUCGGCGUUUGGGAAGAUAGGAACAAGAAAUGCCGCCGGACGAUGGAGGACACGCAUGCCUUUUUGUACAACUUCUUGGAUACACCGGCUCCUGCGGUUGACGCAUCUGCCGGAAAGGACAAGUCAAGUAAGGACGACAAAGAGGCUAUUCAGAAAGAGGUCUCCGAGUCGGACAACGGCUACUUUGCCAUCUUUGACGGCCAUGCCGGCACAUUCGCUGCGGACUGGUGCGGCAAGAAGCUUCACAUUAUUCUAGAAGACAUGAUACGAAAACACCCCAACAUGCCGAUUCCCGAGCUCCUGGACAUGACAUUUACAUCCGUCGACGCCCAACUCGAGAAGCUCCCGCUCAAGAACAGCGGCUGCACAGCUGCUAUUGCGGUUCUUCGCUGGGAGGACCGCGUGCCCAGUGAUCGAUCCGUCACCGGCUCUCUGGCCAUUGCCCCAGCUGCCGCAAAUGUUGCUGCCGGCAAGGUAUUGGCCAAAUCGCAAGAAUCAGAAAAGGAAAAGGAUGGCCCGUCAGAACCGUCGCAGGCCGUUCCCAGCGAGUCUAUAACCGCCAAGCUCAGGGGAAUGGCCAGUCGCCAGCGUGUCUUGUACACGGCCAACGUGGGAGAUGCACGCAUCAUCCUGUGUCGAAACGGCAAGGCCCUGCGUUUAUCCUACGAUCACAAGGGUAGUGACGAAAACGAAGGAAAGCGAAUUGCUAAUGCCGGUGGUCUCAUCCUCAACAACCGCGUCAACGGAGUCUUGGCUGUCACCAGAGCGCUUGGAGAUACCUAUAUGAAGGAUCUCGUGACUGGCCACCCAUACACCACGGAAACGGUCAUACAACAUGACCUCGACGAGUUUAUCAUUAUUGCUUGUGAUGGGCUUUGGGAUGUCUGUAGUGAUCAAGAGGCUGUUGACCUCGUCCGAGAAGUUCACGAUCCGAAUGAGGGCUCAAAACUACUCGUCGACCACGCUCUCAACCGAUUUAGCACGGACAACCUGUCGUGUAUGAUUGUGCGAUUCGACAAGGAGGCUCUUGCACAGAGUCAAGCCACCCCAACUCGCUCUGAUACCGAAGCCGAAUCGAACAACGGAACCGCGGCAAAGGUCAGCGAGGUGGACAAGAUUAUCUCGGACACCAAGCAGAAGAUUGCCGAGGGCAAAACCCCGGCCGUGGGCGUAUCGGCUAGCAAUAGCGGACGUGGAUAUGACGCUGUUCCCGCGCAAGAGGAGGGAUUCGUUCCCACUAGCUUGAGUGACGCAUUAGUCGAAGAGCCUAUUGCUAUUGAAGAGGAUGAUAGCCCCGAGUUGGCUGCGACCGAAAACCCUGCCGAGGCCGCUGCUGCUGCUACUUCUGCUGCACAAGAGUCUACUUCUGCUGCGCAAGAAUCAAAACCCGAAUCAAAGGAGCCUGCAGACGCCUAG